This is a messenger RNA of Rana temporaria (common frog), 1407 nucleotides long. It is a transcript of the gene CD5L, whose product is annotated as CD5 molecule like. The transcript has 5 exons. The record is from RefSeq and is a predicted model, not a curated record. Bases 74 to 769 code for a protein of 231 amino acids. Gene Ontology annotation, cellular component: membrane. Lineage: Eukaryota; Metazoa; Chordata; Amphibia; Anura; Ranidae.
AUAUCUGCCCAUAUAUAAUGUCUUAAAGUUUCAGAGCAGUGUUGGCACUCCGUUCUGAAUUAUAUUUGAAGCCAUGAGAGUGACUGAGCUCUUCUUAUUGGGUUCCAUUGUUGGAUUUUCAGUUUCUGAAGAGUCACCGGAGAUCAGAUUGGUGGAUGGACCCCACCGCUGCAGUGGGAGGUUGGAGGUUCACCAUGAUGGAGAAUGGGGCUCUGUAUGUAGCCGCACGUGGCAAGGAUGGGACUCCAAGGUGGUGUGUAAGGAGCUGAAGUGUGGAUCCCUCGUGAGAGGUAAGCCAUGUGGCUUCUUGAAGAAAGGAAGAGGCCGAACCUGGCAGAAUAUGGUGAAGUGUACUGGAGAUGAAGAGGCCCUGUCUGAAUGCCAAUUUGAACCGAUUAAACCACACCAUUGUCACCACUGGGAGGAUAUCUGGAUCACUUGCAGAGAGCCAUUCCAGGCCAGACUGGUUGAUGGGCCGGACAGAUGCACAGGGAGACUGGAGGUCUACCAUGAUGGCCAAUGGGGCAGUGUGUGUGAUGACCAUUGGGAUGACAAGGAUGCCAAUGUCACCUGCAGUCAGAUUAAGUGUGGCUCUUGCCGACCAUACAUUCAGAACAGGAAGCGUUUCGGCCAAUCAAAAGGCAUAAUUUGGCUAGAUGACGUUGAAUGUACCGGGAAAGAAAUGUCAUUGGAUAAAUGUAGACACCGUGUUUGGUCGUACAACGACUGCAGCCACGAGGAAGAUGUCAGUGUAUACUGCACAGGAUAAAAGCAAGAAACUAAACGCGCAGUUGAAUGGCGCACAUUUUGGAUAUACUGUAAAUUUUCAUGCCUCCGCCACACGCCAGAUCAGAUGAUUCUAUUAAUUCCUGCAGAUAUACACCUUCCUUUGUCAUGUGAACUUUCCCUUCCCAUUGUUGAGUAAAUCACAAGAGAGGCUGAGCAAAAUUUAAAUUCCUUGGAUAGGAAAAACAAUUGAAAAGUAUUUAUAUUAGCGUUAAGCUAUUUUCCUAAAUUUUCAGUCUUCAAGAGCAAAAACUGUAAUUCAAAUUGGCCUAUAGCUUUUCUGUGGUGUUAUCACUGAAAACUUGUAAGGAAAGCAAACUUAUCUACAAUUUUGUAAUCAGCCUUCCCAGUGUACCGAAAUUCUUCACCUUGUAAUAUAAGUUGUGUUCAGCCAACAGCUGAAUGGGAUGUAUUCUUUAUGCCUACUACAGCAUCAUGCAUUAUAGGAAAUAACCAAAUGAUAUACUCAGUAAGGAGCACACAAAAGCGUAUUCUAUAGCUGAAUAUCUAAAUGAUUAAUUUCAGCCAUAUCUUGGCAGCAGAGGUGGCUCUUUAAUUAGGCAAAUUAGGUUGUCGCCUAAGGCCUCGCACUCACAGGGGCCUCGCCGCCGCCUAACUUAC